AUGAGCAAUCGAAAGCGAUCGCGCUCUGUCGGGGAGGAGAAUCGCGCAGAAUGCCCCUUCACAAUUUCUUACGCGAAUAGUCCGUCGCGCGCCGAACAGGAACGUCACAAGAACAAGAAGCGAAAGCGCGACGGUCAAGAUGAUGAUAAACGAGUCCAAAUCCAAAUCUCCCCCUUCUCCCCUACCGGCAGCUUCAAAACCCACGACACGAUGGACCUGUAUUACACUGUUGAACCUGGCAAGCGAUGGCAAGAUAUGACGCGAUACAAUAGUUUUGUUCUUAAUGGUAUAAAGUACUACAGCGAAGGCUUCGUCUUCGUUGCGAACGAGUCAACUGUAGAGCAUCAAAAGCUUCAAAACGAUGGUAAAGGUGGCUUCAAGAGAUCUAACGAUGAAUGGGUUGCGCGCAUCCUCGAGAUCCGAGCUUCCGAUGAGCACCAUGUUUACGCACGUGUUUACUGGAUGUACUGGCCCGACGAGCUUCCUCCCGGUACCAUCGAUGGCAAGAAGACGGUACAAGGCCGUCAACCGUAUCACGGCGCUAAUGAACUGAUCGCCUCCAACCAUAUGGAUAUCAUCAACGUCGUCAGUGUCACACAACCCGCGACAGUGAACCAAUGGAUAGAAUCAGAUGACGAGGAAAUCCAAGACGCGCUUUACUGGCGUCAAGCGUAUGACUGCCGUAACUCACAGCUCUCUUCUGUUGACAUUAUGUGCAAAUGCCAAACCCCCGCGAAUCCCGACAGAACUCUGAUAGGAUGCACAAGCUCGGAAUGCGGGCAAUGGAUGCAUCGUGAAUGUUUGGCUCAUGAAGUUCUCAUGCAAGUCUACGAUCGACUAGGCGCCGAUAAGCCUCACCGAACCGAGGGAGCAGUUGUCAAGGAGGAAAAGACAGAGGAGGCAAUGCGCCCUCUGUCUCCCACCGACGCUGAGGAGAAGGAGACCCAACCUACGAUCGAUGUUCACUCUGGGGAGACCCAAGAUAACGUGCACGUUAAGAAGGCGAUUCGAGAAACACCCCGAGAGACCGAAACACCAACACCUGGACCAACGCCAUCGAGAUCUAUCGCCGCCGCGUCGGCUAAGGGAUCAGUUAAGGGAUCAGCCAAGAAAGGUCGCAAGAAGAAGAGCGCAGAUCAUAAGCCAUAUCUAGGACUCUUUGAGGCCAACCUUAAAAUGCAAGACGGUCCUACAGCAUGGGAGAUACGCGACCUACGCGAAAACGUUACGGGUGGCGAGAAGACGUGGACUGAGAAGGCUUACUGUCUGAUAUGCAAUGCCGCUAUUGAAUGA
This is a messenger RNA of Fusarium sp. VM40, 1293 nucleotides long. Lineage: Eukaryota; Fungi; Ascomycota; Sordariomycetes; Hypocreales; Nectriaceae. The record is from the annotation of a GenBank genome assembly.